Molecule: messenger RNA, 1197 nt
Organism: Morus notabilis
Lineage: Eukaryota; Viridiplantae; Streptophyta; Magnoliopsida; Rosales; Moraceae
Product: UPF0160 protein
Cellular component (GO): nucleus; cytoplasm
Source: RefSeq, a predicted model, not a curated record
UUCACUUUUUAUUUUCCCUCCUUUUUCCUCUUUACUACUUAUCUGCCAUAAGUCAUGUUAAGCGCGGGACGUCUUUUCAGCAAAACGCCGUCGUUUCGAUGGCAGUGGCCUUCUCCAACAACGGCAAAGACUCCUCCUCACCGCUUCGCCUUCUCAUCGGCGGCGGCCGCGGCGGAGCAGGUCGGCACUCACAACGGAAGCUUCCACUGCGACGAAGCCCUCGCCUGCUUCUUGCUUCGUCUCACCACUAAAUUUUCCGGCGCCGACGGUCGGACCCGCGACCUAAAGGUUUUGGACUGGUUAGACGCGGUGGUCGACGUCGGAGGCGUAUAUGACCCAACCCGAGACCGUUACGAUCACCACCAGCAAGGGUUCGGCGAAGUGCUUGGUCAUGGCUUCACCACCAAGCUUAGUAGUGCCGGCCUUGUCUAUAAGCAUUAUGGAAUGGAGAUAAUUUCAAAGGAGCUUCGUCUUGAUGAGGGACAUCCAAAUGUGUACCGGCUAUUUCUAGCACUCUAUAAGAGCUUCAUUGAGGCAAUAGAUGCUAUUGACAAUGGGAUGAACCAAUAUGACACAGACCAUCCUCCGAAAUAUGUGAAUAACACAAGCUUAUCUUCAAGAGUUGGUAGAUUGAAUAUGGACUGGGUGGAGGUUGAUCAAUCAUCCGAGAAAGAAAAUGAGGCCUUCCGUCAUGCAAUGGAACUAGCCGGUGGUGAAUUUCUCGACACUUUAAAUUUCUAUGCCAAAUCGUGGUUACCGGCUCGAUCAAUUGUUAUGGAGUGUCUUGCAGCAAGAGAAAAUAUUGAUCCAAGCGGAGAGAUCAUUGUGCUGACUAAAUCUUGCCCUUGGAAACUCCACAUAUUUGAGCUUGAGGAGGAAAUGAAUAUCAGCCCUUCCAUCAAAUAUGUUACUUACGAGGAUGACAGGAAUGGAACUUGGAGAAUUCGGGCAGUGGCAGUGUCACCUGAUAAAUUCGAGAGUCGCAAGCCUCUGCCAUUUCUAUGGAGGGGUUUAGAAUUUGACAAACUCUCUGAGGUUGCAGGGAUACCAGGCUGUGUUUUUGUACACAUGAGUGGGUUUAUUGGUGGAAAUAAAACUUAUGAAGGUGCUCUGGCGAUGGCAAGAGCUUCUUUGACAUCCCAAGUCUGAUGACUGAUUGUUUUGAAUAUGUCGAGAUGCUUGAUUCAGUGCAGCAGU